Molecule: messenger RNA, 2802 nt
Organism: Schizosaccharomyces osmophilus
Lineage: Eukaryota; Fungi; Ascomycota; Schizosaccharomycetes; Schizosaccharomycetales; Schizosaccharomycetaceae
Gene: msh1
Product: mitochondrial MutS protein Msh1
Exons: 3
Coding region: 1-2802 (933 amino acids)
Biological process (GO): mismatch repair
Cellular component (GO): nucleus
Molecular function (GO): mismatched DNA binding; ATP binding; ATP-dependent DNA damage sensor activity
Source: RefSeq, a predicted model, not a curated record
AUGCUAGUAUGGAGAAAUAGAUGGAUUCAGUUUUGCUCUUUGAAAUUUCUCCAUAAUUGUCGACGAUUUACUUGGUGUCGUGUUGCAAACAAAUCACCAAAAGCAAAAGGUGUACAAUUGCUUCAAGGCGCUUUAGGGCCUCCAUUGGAACUGAUUCAACCAAAAGAAAAAAAUAUUUUGCCUCCUUUAUUAAAGGAAGUUAAGCUUCAACAAAAGAAGUUCGCCGACUGCAUACUGCUAACGAGAGUUGGUAAUUUUUAUGAAUUGUACUUUGAUCAAGCAGAGGAACUAGGUCCUCUAUUAAAUUUAAGAGUUUCAAAAAAGAAGACUUCCAAUUAUGAAGUUUCUAUGGCAGGAUUUCCUUUCUUCAAGCUUGAUAGGUAUAUCAAAGUUCUAGUUGAAGAUUUGAAAAGAUGCGUUGCACUAAGUGAAGAAGUUCUUCGUCCUGCUGAUGACUUUUCAUCAAAAAAUAUGUAUACUCGUUUUGUUGCGCGUGUAAUAACUCCAGGGACUCUCAUUGAUGAAAACUUUAUGGACCCUUUUCAGAGUAAUUAUGUCAUGUCUAUUAUAUCUCAAGAUGCUGUUCAUAAUGUUGUUGAAGGAGACACCGCUUCUGGAGGUUUAGAUAGAAAGUCUCAUAGUCUUCGUAUUGGACUAUCAUGGUUGGAUUUGUCAACAGGUGAAUUUUUCUCUCAAACUAGUGACAGCCAACGUUUAGCAGGAGAUUUAGCACGUAUCCAACCGAAAGAGAUUGUUUUGGAUAGUCGAUUACAGGCCGGCAGCACUCACCCUAUUCUGGACAGUAUCGAUCAAAAUAUAUAUUUUAUAUCUUACACCCCUAUGCAAAAUUGGAGCUUACAGCAAUGGUCUUCUUACUUAGAGAAAGAAAUUGAUUCCUCAUAUGCAGAGAAUUGCUCUGAAUUAGAAAGAAAAGCUGGUUCUGUUUUGUUGUCAUAUGUGUCUGAUCGUUUAGUAAAUUCACAUACAAACCUUCGCGCUCCGGUUCACGUUUCUUUACGAAACUCCAUGUUGAUAGAUGCUUCUGCUAUGAAAGGGCUUGAAAUAAGGUCAUCCCUACAGGAAAAUCGCUAUGCCGGCAGUCUACUGCAUGCAAUAAAAAGAUCAGUAACUAAGUCUGGGUCUCGUUUACUGACUCAGCGACUUUGCUCUCCUUCUACUGAUAUUGCUGAGAUCAAUAGAAGACUCGAUUUGGUCGAAGUAUUCAUUCAUCAGGACCAACUUCGAACAGAUAUUAGGCAUUUACUUAAACGAUCGAAUGAUACACACAGAAUACUUCAGCGGCUUUUGAUGCGCCGUGGAAAUGCUUACGAUUUGCUAGGACUUUCCAAUAAUUUUUCUAUUAUAAAAAGUAUAGAAAGUCUUCUUACUGAGGCAAAUUCCAAAACACUAAAGCCGUUGCUAAAUGCUUUUCAUCAACAUGACGCUUUAGCUUCCCUCAUUUCAGAAGCUUUAAAUGAAGGUGCUUUGGUGCAAAAACGUGACGAAGAGGAAAAAGAAGCUGAGGAUAUCGCUGCUGAAUCAACAGAAUUGUCUGAAUCCGAGCCGAUCGUCACUGGUGCUAGGAAACGAUUACCCGUUUCUGAAAAUGCUUUUAAGCAAAAUUUUUUUGAUAUUUGGAUUGUUAAACCCACGUUCAACGAAACUUUGAAAACUCUGCAUAAGCGUAUCGGACGCCUGCUGCUUUCCUACGAGAGGCUACAAAAUACUUUGGAUAAGAAAUUUGAAAGCAAAGCAACUUUACGAAAAAGUCCUUCAAAGUUAUACUAUGUGCACAUUAAGUCCUCCAGUAGCCUUAUGCUGAAGGAAUUUACGUCCAUCUUUCCAAAGGCUACGGUGUUUAAUACUACCAAAACUACAGCUAGCGUUCAACUUUCAGAAUGGUCUUCUCUUGGUUUAGAGCUUGAAAGCGCUAAAUCGUUCAUUCAUCAAGAAGAAGCUCGCGUACUGCAAAUGAUUAUUGAUACAGUGCUAAAAGAACACAGAAAAAUACGUGAUACUGCCAACCUAUUGGAUGAGCUUGAUAUAUCUACGUCUUUCGCAGAUUUAGCUGUCGAAUGUGAAUUUUCACGACCAGUUAUGAAUGAUUCUCUAUCACAUACAAUAAUUCAAGGUCGUCAUCCUAUCGUUGAAAAGGGUCUUAAGAAUAAAUUAUAUCAGUUUACGCCGAAUGAUUGCUUGGUUGGGAAUUCCGGCGACAAUAUCUGGCUUUUGACUGGUCCUAACAUGGCAGGGAAAAGCACCUUUUUGAGGCAAAAUGCAGUUAUAUCUAUAUUAGCACAGAUGGGUAGUUUUGUACCGGCAAGCUAUGCAAAAAUAGGUAUUGUGGAUCAAAUAUUUAGUAGGAUCGGGUCUGCCGAUAACCUAUACCAUCAACAGUCUACCUUCAUGGUGGAGAUGAUGGAAACUGCUUUCAUUUUAAAGAAUGCAACAAGCCGGUCUUUUAUAAUAAUGGAUGAAGUGGGACGUGGAACUACUGCUAGAGAUGGUUUAGCAUUAGCUUAUGGGUGCUUGAAGUAUUUAUGUGAUGUUAAUAAGGCUCGCACACUAUUCGCUACGCAUGCACACGAGUUAGCAGAGAAAUUCAAAGCAUAUAAAAACGUCAAAUGCUAUUGUACUGAUAUCGUUGUUAACGAGAAAACCAAUACCUUCACUUUCGAUUAUAAGAUUCGAGAGGGUGUUAACAAGAGAUCUCACGGAUUAAGAGUAGCUGAAGUAGCUGGUCUCCCAAAAGAAGUAUUGGCAGCGGCUAAUGAACUUCUCCAACAAACCGCAAGUCCUUAA